GAUUCGAAGCUUUUAGGGCAACAAAUAACCUACAAGACUCCAUCAAAACUUCCCAAAUUACAUAUUCUUCAAUAACGAACAAUCUUCCACUACCAGAAAGCCUUCCAUUGAUUGAUUGUAUCACUUCUCGGCGUUUCAGAGUAACAAUUGAAAAAUAGGUUUCUUUUACAGACCCCUUCUGAAUUCAUAUUCAAAUAGUGAAUGGCCCAUUAACAUUUACAACACAUUUCUAUAAAAUAUAGUUUUUUUUUUUAAAAAGAAACACCCAAAAUACAAGCUGUCGGAUCUGUCCAGCUUGCCCUCUGUGGUCAAACCAAAGUAGAACCCCCAAUCUGUCACCAAGUUUUCUUCUCCUCUGAUCGAUCUUACCUUCUUUUUUUUUUAAUUUUUUUUAUUGAACUUCAAUCAGGAAUGGUUUCAGGGGUUGCUGUUGUGUUGCUGAUUGGUUUUUUGGGGAUGUUUUAUCAGGCCAAGCAACUUCCUCCUCCUUCACAAAUUAAUGGAUCUUCUUCAUCUUCAAAUAAUCUUCCUGUUUCUUCUCAGAGAAUCAAACUCACUGAUGGAAGAUAUCUUGCUUAUACAGAGAGAGGUGUUUCAAAGGACAAAGCUAAUUUCAAAAUCAUCGUCUCCCAUGGCUUUGGAAGCUCCAAAGACAUGACUAUUUUAGCAUCUCAAGAACUGAUUUUUGAGUUGGGGAUUUACUUUUUACUCUAUGAUCGACCUGGAUAUGGCGAAAGUGAUCCAAACCCCAAUAGCUCAGUUAAAAGUGAAGCUUACGACAUUCAAGAAUUGGCUGACCAAUUGCAAAUUGGAUCUAGAUUUUAUCUCAUCGGCGUCUCGAUGGGAUCUUAUUCGGCUUGGAGUUGCCUCAAAUACAUACCAGAAAGGUUAGCAGGCACGGCUCUUAUAGUACCUUUAGUGAAUUAUCAAUGGCCUUCACUUCCAUUUAGUCUCAUAAAAGAGGAUUACCGAAGAAAGCUUUUGAAAUUAGGAUUGUGGCUUUCAACUUAUACUCCUGGGCUUUUACAUUGGUGGGUGAGUCAGAAUUGGAUUCCUUCAACUUCUGUACUCGAAAAGAAUCCAGUUUUCUUCAACGAACGAGAUAUCGACAUCUUAAAGACGAUUCCUGGCUUCCCGAUGCUAUCCAAGAGGAUGUUAAAGGAGCAACGCGUUUUCGAUACACUUCGAAGUGAUUUCAUGAUGGCAUUUGGAAAAUGGGAAUUUGAUCCACUUGAAUUAAGUAACCCAUAUGGUGGAAACGAGAGUUCGGUUCAUAUUUGGCAAGGUUGUGAAGACAAAGUUGUGCCAGUGGAACUCCAAAGAUAUGUUUCAAGGCAGCUUCCAUGGAUUGAGUAUCAUGAAGUUAUUGAUGGUGGGCAUUUGAUUAUUCAUUACGAAGGUUUAUUUGAUACCAUUUUGAGGUCACUUUUACUCGGAGAAGAAGCAGUUUCUUAUAGACCAAAACCUUUUACACCAAAAUUUAUGUCUUGAAAUUUAAUGUUUGAGUAGCUGAUUCUUUAAGAGAAACAGAGAAGUGUUAUAGAAUUUAGUUUUUUUUUUCUUUUUUCAGGAAGAGAGAAAAAAAGGGUGUUGAAAUGAAUUGCUUUGAUGUGUUAGGUUGUGGAAGAAAACAAGACAUUCUUGUCUAAUUCAUUAUUCAUUGGAUUUUGUUUGUUUCAUGUUUAGACA
Messenger RNA from Cucumis melo (muskmelon), 1689 nucleotides. RefSeq lists its product as uncharacterized. The transcript is spliced from 5 exons. Lineage: Eukaryota; Viridiplantae; Streptophyta; Magnoliopsida; Cucurbitales; Cucurbitaceae. Bases 412 to 1491 code for a protein of 359 amino acids. The record is from RefSeq and is a predicted model, not a curated record.